Molecule: messenger RNA, 2205 nt
Organism: Hyla sarda
Lineage: Eukaryota; Metazoa; Chordata; Amphibia; Anura; Hylidae
Gene: TCTN1
Product: tectonic family member 1
Exons: 15
Coding region: 128-2062 (644 amino acids)
Biological process (GO): protein localization to ciliary transition zone; cilium assembly
Cellular component (GO): MKS complex
Source: RefSeq, a predicted model, not a curated record
GGUAGGGGACCUAUAAUGGGCACUAUUGGGUUGAGGGCCAAGCGUAGGCUGCCACAAGAUGGCGCACGUUACAGCUAAAGACCUGUCUUUCCAGGGCUACGCUCUACCCUCCUCGGGAUAAUAGGAAAUGCUUGUUCGUCAUUUCCUGGAGCCGGGACAGACUCUGGUUGUUUAUAGCAACGCGGCUCCGGCGGCCAUGCCUGUCUGUCAGCGCUGUAUUUUGGCUCUGUUAGCGGCUGCGGUGUGUGGAGCGGCGGCCUCUGGCACUGCAGGACCCGAUACCAGGGACUAUUUCUCUGUGGACAAUGUGACGGAGUAUGGCGACCUGCUGGGAAAUGACACCGGGGAGGGAGCCUCUACCUCUGCCCCUGGGGAGUAUACAGGAUCGCCCCCCAGUGGAGCGUAUCUUCCCGCGGACACGCAUUCGGACUCUCCGGGAGAAGAUGUCACCACGUCUAGGCCCCCGGUGACUGUAGAACUGCCCGUCUCCACCGAGCUCCCCCAGCCCCGCUCCAUCCCUGCCCUGAUAACCCCCGUUGGCAGCCUGUGUGUCUGUGACCUGCUAGUGAACGCUUGCGAUGUUAACUGCUGCUGUGACCCUGACUGCAGCGCUGCAGAUUUCAGCGUCUUCUCUGGAUGCUCCAUUCCUGUUGUAACUGAUGACAGCCAAUUGUGUAAACGUGAAGCCGUUCUCUAUUCAGUCAGUACUUCAACAGUUCCUGAAAGAGUAACCGAAACAGUGGAAAUAAAUAACCCAAAUAUAUUCUGUAUUCAAUCAACAAAUUAUCAGCCAGCAAUGUCCUUCAUAACCCCAGAUGAUCCAACAAAGGCAAAUUUUGAUAGUCUUCUCAAGGAGUUUGGAGGAAUAGACUUUAACAAUGAAGAUGUACAAAGCACAGUUGGCUCAUCUGAAGCGCGCAAUGCAUCAAAAUAUGAGUAUGGUUCUCCCAUUCUGACUCGUGACUCUUACCUAAAGAUCCCCGCUCCUCUGGGUACAAAUGAGUGCACAGACAGUAACCCAGUAGGAUUUUUGGAUAGUCAAGAUUUCACCUGUAGUCGAAACAUACAGAUAGAAAAUUGCUUAAUUCCGGCCCUGACUCUUGGGACUUACAAAAACAUUGAAGUUUUAACUUUUCCCAGUUCACAAAAUACGAUUAAUGUGACUCUUCAGGCUAUUAUAAUAAAAUCUAUUGAUGAGGCGGUUUUUCGUGGAAAUCUCAGUGACUAUAUACCUUCCUAUGACAAUACUACAGGGGUUUGUAACGAUGUUGUUCUUGGGGGCAGCUAUACAUUUACAUAUACAGAUAAAGGUGGGAUCACUAGUAUUGCAGCAUCCUUUAUUCUUGGAGCAAUUGAUACAAACACCUUUCAACAGAACUUCCAGAUACAUUUCAUUGAGAAUGGCACAGCACCUACCCUUCUGAGUGGGAAUCCAGGCUACGUAUUUGGACUGCCUAUUGUUGCCGGCUUCAAAUUGCCACAAUCAGGAAUAAUUCAGAGUACCAACAGAUUUGGGCAACUGACUCUGCUCAAGAGCUCCAGUGACCAAGACUGUUUAGUGCAAGAGGGAAACAGAACUCCAGUGUUAUUUGGUUAUAACUCGAUAUCUGGAUGCAAACUACGACUCAGUUAUAUUGGUCCUGAAUUUUGUAAGUUUGCCAAAACUGCCAUUCUAAGUGUACUUCAAGGACAACAGUCUCCAAACUACGUGGCCCAGUUUGGGAAUUCACAACCAGAGAAUGUAUUAGACUGGGUACCAGUUACUAUCAAUACAGCAGAUCAAGCUGAUGUUCAGGGUAUGUGCAAAAUCCCAGUUUCUUUAAUUUUGAAAAUUAGCUGGACAAAAUUUGGCUCCUUGGUGAACCCACAGGCGCAGAUUGUGAAUGUAGAGGAGAAUAUCAUCUAUGCUCAGUUCCCAAAUAAUUUGGAAGAUGUAGGAUUCAUACAGAUCUCUUCCUCUGUGACUUUUGUCGAUGUAUCACAGCCGGCCAGUCCAGGUUACAAAGCUCAGCCGACCAUUGAUGCAAAAUUGCCCUUUGAUUUCUUCUACCCAUUUCUAUAAGUGCACAGACUGAUUUGCUACAUCAAUCUUACCAGGCUCUCAGGUCAAGAAAGUGAGACGACUACUUGAAGCUUUCAUUUGGUGGCUGGUCCAUCAUACUUUAUUAUGGUCCAAUAAUUAUAAUACAUUAAGUAUUUUUUUUA